CUUGUGUACUAGAGGGUGUACCAAAACAGCGACAAGUCGUUUCCAAGAAGCCUUGGCUAGACUGGGCUGCCUACGUGAACUUGUCUCUAUAGGGAAUGUUGUCGAUAACUCAAGGAUUCGCUGAUAAUAAAAAAAACAUCCACGGCGUGCGUUUUCUAUAAGGGUCCUUCUGGAGAUUUAAAAAUCCAAACCCCUCACUGCAAAGACAGUCGUCAUAUUCUUCAGACUAAAACAGCAAGGCAACAUGAAGUAAGUGCCUUAACUAACUGAACAGUCACAGACACGAUAGGAACUCCCUGCGAAUGUUUGAUGACCCGAAUAAAAAGACAAAUCGGACCGGAGAGUUGGGAUUGUUGAAUGAGAGACGUGCUCUUCGUUUUUGUUUUCUAAAACGGAUUUCAAAAUCUCAGCAAGUCAGAGCAAUGCGCACCCCGCUGGCGGGCAGCCUGUGUCUCCUCUACUGCGUCCUCCUCUGGACCAUCCAGGUCUCCACCAAGACUUUGGGAAAACCGGCUAAAUCUGGAUUGGAUCUGGCUCAGGACCCCCUACUUUUCCUUCGUUCGAAGCCGUCAUCUUCUGGCCUGGGCAUCCGCCCCUACACCUUAUCUCUAGCGCAGGAGGACUACCACUACGCACCCAAACCCAAACACAUGAAGCCGGUGCGCUUGCUGCGUGUCCUCGGUGCCUCCUUCGAUCCCUUCUGGAUGUCCGUAGAAAAGCCUUCGCAGGUGGACGCCGCCGAGAACGGGACCGCAGGACAUAUCACAACAAAUCCAGAGCUGGCCGAAAGUGCGGCCCGCUACCAGCGCAAGCUAGAAAGCGAAGUGCAGCAUCUGCGGAUGGACUGGCUCAGUGCCGCCGACUCGGAGCGCUUCCGCGCCUGGCUCGUUCACAUGGCCACCUGCCGACUCACCUCCCGCUGGGUGGACCUGGGUCCGGUUUUCUGGCCGCGCUGGAUUCGUCACACGGACUGCGAGGAUGACGGCUCGGGGCACAGUUGUUCUUUCCCGGCCGGGAUGGCGUGCAAGCGGGCACAGGUGACGCAGAUCAAGAUCCUGGCGUGGCACUGUUGGUUCGGCUCCGACGGAGUAGCGGCUGAGCAGCAGUGCACAUGGCGUCAAGUGCCGUACCCUGUGGUGACCGCCUGCAAGUGCUCCUGCAAGUAGAGUCCACUCGGUCGAUUGGGAAUAGCCCUGGAAAACGGAAUACACGCCCAAACUUCGG
Molecule: messenger RNA, 1224 nt
Organism: Erpetoichthys calabaricus (reedfish)
Lineage: Eukaryota; Metazoa; Chordata; Cladistia; Polypteriformes; Polypteridae
Product: noggin-2-like
Exons: 1
Coding region: 303-1166 (287 amino acids)
Biological process (GO): negative regulation of BMP signaling pathway; negative regulation of cell differentiation; dorsal/ventral pattern formation
Source: RefSeq, a predicted model, not a curated record